Leptosomus discolor (cuckoo roller) is the source of this 842-nucleotide messenger RNA. Lineage: Eukaryota; Metazoa; Chordata; Aves; Leptosomiformes; Leptosomidae. The record is from RefSeq and is a predicted model, not a curated record.
UCCACAGUCUGCGAGAAGAUCAUGGAGCUGCUGGGGCAGAACGAGGUGGAGCGGCGGCAGCGGAAGGUGCUCAUCCUCAGCCAGGACAGCUUCUACAAGGUGCUGAGCGCCGAGCAGCAGGCCAAGGCGCUGAAGGGCCAGUACAACUUCGACCACCCGGAUGCUUUUGAUAAUGAUUUGAUGCAUACCACCCUGAAAAAUAUUGUUGAGGGGAAGACGGUUGAGGUACCAACCUACGACUUUGUGACCCAUUCUAGGCUGGCAGAGACGACGGUGGUCUAUCCAGCUGACGUUGUUCUCUUCGAGGGCAUCCUGGUUUUCUACAACCAAGACAUUCGGGACAUGUUCCAUCUCCGACUCUUUGUCGACACGGAUUCCGACGUCCGGCUGUCCCGCAGAGUUCUGCGAGAUAUGAAACGUGGGAGGGACCUUGAGCAGAUCCUCACCCAGUACACCACGUUCGUCAAGCCUGCCUUUGAGGAGUUCUGCUUACCGACAAAGAAGUAUGCAGAUGUGAUCAUCCCCCGAGGAGUUGACAACAUGGUUGCUAUAAACCUCAUAGUGCAGCACAUUCAGGACAUCCUAAACGGAGACAUCUGCAAGUGGCAGCGAGGGGCCAUGAACGGCCACGGUCGGACCUACAAGCGCCCGUUCCCCGAACAAACGGAGAGCAGCAGCGUGCUGGCGGCCGGCAAACGCUCCCACCUGGAGUCCAGCAGCCGUCCCCACUGACCUCUUGGCGUCUGCAGGAUCAGCCUCUGGUCCGUACCAACGCUGAAGACCAGUUUGGGAAAGGACUUCAACAGAAUGGUUGGUGAAGUGCCCUUUAAGUCCUCCUAGCA